Molecule: messenger RNA, 691 nt
Organism: Aspergillus glaucus CBS 516.65
Lineage: Eukaryota; Fungi; Ascomycota; Eurotiomycetes; Eurotiales; Aspergillaceae
Exons: 1
Coding region: 146-514 (122 amino acids)
Source: RefSeq, a predicted model, not a curated record
UCCCAACCGUCGACCGAGUCUCGACUUUUGGACGGCCGGGGUUGACCGGAUUGGAGUCGAGUCGUGUCCCUGGACCCUGUACCUAUACCUGUGUAUAGUUAAGGGACUUGGGGUACAAGUACUAGGAGUCUAGUUGAGUACAGAGAUGAACUGUACUCUGAGUACGGACACUACUGUCUACCAUAGUCUCUGUAGUAUAUUCUCUCUCUUAGUUAUACUCAUCUUACUCUGUAGUGUACCUAGAACAGUACAUUGCCAUACCAUGGUUCCUGAGACCCCUUCUGGCAGUCAUCAUGAAGGAUCAUCGGCAUCAUCGGUCUCUCCUCUUUCUCUCCCACACUCCUUCACCACUCCCCUUUAUCCUCCUUUAUCCUCCUUUAUCCCUCCUUCAUCACUUAAGAGUAUAAUACCUGCAAUAUCACGGGAUCAGUCAGGUAAUCAGAUAUCGCCCGUUUUGCUGCUAUUUUGGGAACUGCCCAGCCCCGGCUUUUUCGCCGCCAAUAAUCCCCAUUAACAUCAAUCUGUAUUAUACAGUCAAGUCAAGUCAAGCAAGCAAGCAAGUCAAGAGACACGAGGGCGGUCUGACUUGGUGACGGUCUGCCUCACUGAGACUGAUUCAUUUAUUAUUGAUCUUCAACUCCCUUCAUUCGUUCGUUCAACCGUCCAAUCGAUCGAGUUCCGGGGGUCGUCG